This is a messenger RNA of Manduca sexta (tobacco hornworm), 991 nucleotides long. RefSeq names its product PITH domain-containing protein GA19395. The transcript is spliced from 4 exons. Gene Ontology annotation, cellular component: nucleus. Lineage: Eukaryota; Metazoa; Arthropoda; Insecta; Lepidoptera; Sphingidae. The record is from RefSeq and is a predicted model, not a curated record. The coding region runs from base 350 to 967 and encodes 205 amino acids.
UUAUGACCAUUAUGACAUUGGUGAAUUAGGUACCUACUUGUAUAUUUAUAAUAUUUACGACGGAAAAUUUGCUUAUCACUAUUUCGAUUUCAAAUGUUUUAAUACAUACAAACCUGUUUCAUCUUCCUCAGUUAAUGAAAAUUGUAAUUUUCUAUUUCAAUUUAUUCGUUUUUAGUAACGCGAGAGGCGACUGACUAGUUGUUUUAUUUCAUCUAUUACUACACAGUCUAGUUACUAGUAAAGAUCUCCGCGUAUACACUACGCAGUACACUAAGAACUGUAAUAGUGGCUACUGAUUAUUUUUUUACAAUUCUAUUCCCACCUACAUUAGGUAGAUAGUUUCUUAUCCAUGGCUCAUAAUCACUGCCAUCAUGAACAUGAUCACCAAGGCGAUGUCAACGAAAUUGGUUUUCAGUACAAUCUAUUUGAAAAAAUUGAUAAAGAAAAUUUACAAUGUUUGAAUGAAAGUGUUGAAGGUUCUGGUAAAACUGUUUUCAAAUCUUGGGAAAAUCGUUUGGAUCGAAGUCUUUUUGUGGAGAGUGAUGCAGAUGAAGAAUUGCUUUUUAACAUCCCUUUCACGGGUAACAUUAAAUUAAAGGGUAUUAAAGUGUCAUCAGAGAACACUGAUUCACAUCCUGCAGAAUUAAGGCUGUUUAAAAACAAGCCUAAUAUGACGUUUGAUGAAGUUACUUUACCACCUGAUCAAGUAUUUGAGCUACAGAAGGAUAGUGAAGGAGUACUUGAAUAUAAUCCUAAAAUAGUUACUUUUUCAUCGGUGUCACAUUUAACAAUGCAUUUUCCUCGUAAUUUCGGUGCCGACACUACAAAAAUUUAUUAUAUUGGAUUAAAGGGAGAAUGGACACCAGGACACAGACACGGCGUUACCAUAUGCUCUUACGAAGUUAUGCCUAACCUUGAUGAUCAUAAAUUGAAACAUUUAGAUUCUGUUUCAAGGACAAUUGAGUAAAAUAAACCUUGUUUAUAACUCGAA